UAUUUCCCACCUCACACCCCAUAUCCCCACCCCAUAGCCCGUAUAUCCACCCCAUAGCCCCACCCUGUAGCUCAUAUAUCCCCAUUCUGUUCACCUCACUCCAUUCUUCCUCCUGCCCCCCUCCCCCUGCACUCCCAUAUCCCACCAUGACCCCAUUGGGAUAUUAUGGGGUCACCUCCCCACCUGUUAUAGGUUAUUAUAUGGGGCUGCUUCCCACCUGUUAUAGGGUUGGGGGGUUCCUCCCCAUUCCCCCCCCCCGGGCUCAGCCACCACUUCCCUGUUAUGAAUAUUCAUGUUGGCUCUUGGCCCGGCCCCAUAUUUGCUCAAGCAGGUUUUGCUCUCGGGUUCACCUUGACUCGGAUCAGUGGGGCAGCAGCGGGUGGCCAGGCCCCAUAUUAUCCCAUAUUAUCCCAUAGGCCACAGUGUGGGGCAGGAGACUCAGGAUUUCCCUGUUCCCUGCCCCAUAGCGAUGGCUGAGCCCCACAGCUGGUGGAAGCUGACCUUCCUAAGGAAGCGUCAAUCCACACCCAAGGUUCUGUACGACAGCCCCGACAUUCACGCGAGCGACGGCCCCGAAGAUCCGACCCCAAAAGGAACAAAGGAUUUUCCAGCUCGAUUGGAGAAAAUGGUGGAGAAAAACCCUAAAGGGAAACACGUCAAAGUUUCCAAUUCCGGAAGGUUUAAAGAGAAGAAGAAAAUCAGAGCGACUUUGGCUGACAACCCCGCGUUGUGUGGGGACAGCGAGAGGGAUGAGAAAUGAGGUUAUGGGGUGAUUUGGGUCCGUCCUGCCCCUAUUUGGCCCCAUAAGUGCUGCCCCAUUGAUAUGAAGGAGCUGCACCCCCCCCCCAACCCCACAACUGAUGGCACUUUGUUAAGGAACCAGAUUUAUAUAGGACUUUAUUUAAGGACAAAGCAAGAUUCCUAUUGAACUCAGCCCCAAUAGGGGCACUCGGUGACCAAAGGGGAAUUAAUGGGGUCAGGGUAUAACCCCAAUAGGGCUCAUCCCUUUGCUGUGCUAUGGGGCGGCCCAGGACUCAAUGGGGACCCUUCACUUUGUGCUAUAGGGCCGACACCAAGACAAAGCUCUGCUCAACCCCAAAAGCCUGAAGAAUUAUAAUAGGACUCAAUGGGGACCAUGGGAUCCCCUAUACUUUGUGUUAUAGGGCCGACAGCAGCACAAAGCUCCGCUCAACCCCAAAAGCCUGAAGAAUUGUAAUAGGAUCUGCUGAUGUUUGCACUGCUGGAUUAAAUAUAGGGUUAAAUAUG
Molecule: messenger RNA, 1266 nt
Organism: Coturnix japonica (Japanese quail)
Lineage: Eukaryota; Metazoa; Chordata; Aves; Galliformes; Phasianidae
Gene: PRR15L
Product: proline rich 15 like
Source: RefSeq, a predicted model, not a curated record